AGUCUUUGCAGACAAAAUGCAGGAAAGCGAAAAACAACUCCUGUCAGACAGCGCGCAGGUCGAAGGCUGAGCGUCCGACAUCCGUACUUCCGCUCUAUCCGUGGUUUUGAUAACAGCAUCCGUUAGCUCGGUCAUUUAACGCCGACAGGUCAUUUUUGCCUAUUAGAAAGUUACACCUUUCUGAAGUUUACUUCAACAUUUUGAGUUUCCAGCCUAUGUAAACUUUGACGUAGAAAACGUGAGUUUAAUGCGAGUUCCGCAGGUUAACUGGGGUUAGCUGCUAGCUUGUGUAGCCUGUCUUUCGUCGUCUUCGCGGAGGUCCGCUUCGAGCUGCUGGGCUUCAGCCUUAUGGCCUGAUCCAAACGCCGAGAAGAGCUGGUUUACGUUGACACGGACUCGAUAAUUCGGAGUCAUUGGCUGCUCUCGGUGGAGCUUCCCCUGUUGACUCUACUCCGGCCAGAGCUCCGCCUUCUCUCUGAGGCUGUAUUGAGCCACCAUGCUCACUUAGAGCCAGCCAGUGGGCCCGUGUCUUGCAACCAGAAUCCUCAGUGACCAUGUCCGAGAACCAAGCCAAUAACGUCCCUCUGAACAACAACAUUGGACCCAACAGGAUUCGAAACCCCAACAUCAACCAGAACCCCCUCAUCAAUGUCCGCGACCGCCUCUUCCACGCGCUGUUUUUCAAGAUGGCUGUUACCUACGCCCGUCUCUUCCCUCCGUCUUUCAGGAGAGUUUUUGAGUUUUUUGUCCUCCUCAAGGCUCUCUUUGUCCUCUUCAUCCUUGCUUACAUCCACAUUGCCUUCUCUCGCUCACCGAUCAACUGUCUGGAGGCCGUGAGGGAGCGCUGGCCUCGCGACGGCAUUCUGCGCGUAGAGAUCCAGCGGAACUCCAGCCGGGCGCCCGUCUUUCUGCAGAACCACGAUUCCUCUGGGCUUCAGGAAGAGCUGGAGGGGCAGGAAGACGCAGGAGGAGCCGUGGCACAGCUGAGCCUGGCAGCUUUGCAAGAGGAGGAGGAGGAGGAUGAAGAGGAGAUGACUCUGGAGAUGUUCGAGAACAGUUCGGUACAGUUUAAACUGGACAUUGAGCCUCGCCUGAAACCGUCCCUGAGAGGAGGAGGAGCAGGAGGAGGAGCCAAUGACAGCCAGGAUGUCUCCUUCAGCCAGACCUCUAAAGGUAUGCAGCCACUGCAGGAUUCAGUGUCUGAGCUGGAGAUGAUGACUCGAGCAGUCUGGCCUCAAGAGGAAUAUAUCGUAGAGUAUUCUCUGGAGUACGGCUUCCUGCGCCUUUCUCAGAGCACCCGACAGCGGUUGAACAUCCCCGUCAUGGUUGUCACUCUGGACCCCUUAAAGGACGAGUGUUUCGGGGACGGCUUCAGUCGCUUCCUGCUCGAUGAGUUUCUGGGCUAUGAUGACAUUCUGAUGUCCAGUGUCAAGGCGCUCGCUGAGAACGAGGAAAACAAAGGUUUCCUGAGGAACGUGGUGUCUGGAGAACACUACCGCUUUGUCAGCAUGUGGAUGGCCAGAACCUCCUACCUGGCUGCUUUUGUCAUCAUGGUCAUAUUUACUCUGUCAGUGUCCAUGCUGCUCAGAUACUCUCACCAUCAGAUCUUCGUCUUCAUCGUGGACCUCCUGCAGAUGCUGGAGAUGAACAUGACGAUUGCCUUCCCAGCAGCCCCUCUGCUGACCGUCAUCCUUGCUCUUGUUGGCAUGGAGGCCAUCAUGUCAGAGUUCUUCAAUGACACCACAACGGCCUUCUACAUCAUUCUCAUUGUUUGGCUCGCUGAUCAGUACGAUGCCAUUUGCUGCCACACCAACACCAGCAAGCGCCACUGGCUCAGGUUUUUCUACCUGUACCACUUUGCCUUCUACGCCUACCACUACCGCUUUAACGGCCAGUACAGCAGCCUGGCGCUGGUCACCUCCUGGCUCUUCAUCCAGCACUCCAUGAUCUACUUCUUCCACCACUACGAGCUUCCUGCCAUCAUGCAGCAGAUCCGGAUCCAGGAGAUGCUGUUGCAGAACCAGCAGACGGGUCAGAAUCAGACGGCCCUGCAGGACAACCUCAACAACAACAACCGCGCCGCUGCAGAAGGCGAUCCAGGGCCCGUCGACACCAUCCAGGCCGGAGCGGCCGACGCGGAUCACCCCGCCGCUCCUCGUCCCGACCCUGACCUCCCCCCCUCCACCUCGGUCACACCAGCAGCUUCCGGGGAAGUCCGGUCCGAGUUGAACUGGGUGGCCCAAACUGCGGCUAUCAUCACCGAAGCUCUGUCGUCCUCGGUGGAGUCGGGAGGCGUGUCUGCAGCAGAAGCUGAGGUCAGCGUGGUGGCAGAGUUCUGGAUGGGAGAAGCAGCAGCAGCUGAAGAUCCAAACAUAGUUUCCAUAGGAAUGGAAUCCAGAGCAGAAGGCGGCAGUGCCUCACCUGCAGCGGCGUCUCUGGCGCCUCCAGACUCUGCCACAGACUGCUCCCUCUGCCAGGAUGCAGGAAGUGACUGCAGCUGCAGAGGCGGCGAGCAGCAGAGCUCAUCUCACAGCCCUUCCUGAGGAGCUCUGCUGCUCUCCUGGACCAUGCGGUGCCUCGGUUUGUCAGCUGAUGGGGCUGGUCGACGCCUAACGUUGCACAAGAAACCACGCCUGCUGCUGCAAACUGGAACAGCCAGAACUGCCUUUGAGUUAGUUUUAGACCAAAAUGGAUGAAAUGAGUUCCCAGGCGUCGGUCAGUGACUUUGGACAUGACGGGCUGUUCUUUGGUUCGUCUUCUUCACGGUUAGUUUCCUCUCAAACGGAGGCGAGGCUGCAGCUCUGAUGACGGCAGAGACGGCCGCUCAGCCCAGAAGAUGAGAAGAAGCUUCCAGUAAAAGAGACGGUGGCUGCUGGCUAACUCCUCAUGGAGGGGUUGAUCUGCUGGAGAUGAGGGACGUCUGCUGCUGUUCAUCUUCAUUAUCUAUAUUUAAGAAGUAGUAGAGGAAACUGUUUUUCUGUUCUCUGGCUUUAUUCUCUAACCUCUAAGGCUGCAUUACGCUGGUUGUUGACUAUAGCUCCAUCUAAACACCCAAACUUCUCUGGAAAACACUAAAGACUCAUUCAGUUGGAAGGUAAAGAAUCCAGAACUCAGAGAAGAACCUGCAGCUGCUGAACAGCUGGAUUUCACCAUGCAGGUGUGAAGGCGCUGCAGGACUUGUGCCAUAAAAGUCUGGUUUUGGCCGUGUUCACGCCACGACGGCGUGUUCUCCAGCCGCCUCAGACUGAAGCCCAGGCGACUGGAGAACACCUGCAGACAAACCACAGCAGCUUAGGACAUCAGACCCCUCCAGAUCACCCAGACAUGACACCCACCCACCAGUCCACAGGCCUGCUGUUCAGCUGGGGGGGGUGUCUGAGCACAGCAGAGUGAGACCUGCUGUCAGCCCCCCCUCCUGCAGGCUUUGACGUGUGAUGACAUCUGUGCAGACUCACCUCCAAAUAAAUCUCUGCUCCUGUUG
Messenger RNA from Oryzias latipes (Japanese medaka), 3481 nucleotides. It is a transcript of the gene tmem259, whose product is annotated as transmembrane protein 259. Lineage: Eukaryota; Metazoa; Chordata; Actinopteri; Beloniformes; Adrianichthyidae. Gene Ontology annotation, biological process: positive regulation of ERAD pathway; response to endoplasmic reticulum stress. Gene Ontology annotation, cellular component: endoplasmic reticulum. The record is from RefSeq and is a predicted model, not a curated record.